GGAGCAGCUGGUGGUUAUCACCUGGUUAUGCGACCACUGAUGUGGGGCAGGCAAUCUCUCAGGAGAAUUGAUAAUGGAUGGGGGUCACCCAUCUUGUAAAGACGCUGCCCAGAAGAAGGCAAUGGCAAACUACUUCUGUAGAAAAAUUUGUCAAGAACCAUCAUCAUGAUGAAACCAUGAUCACCUACAUCAUAUGACACAACUCAUAAUGAUGAUUCAUCCAACACAGUGGAGCGAUGAACAAAAAUCCGAAUUGAACCGGUUACUAUGGCAGCGAAGGCCAGAAUCCACCAAUAAAAGGCGACUUUUCAGUGAGGGACAGCUGAAAAGGAGCUGUGUCCUACAUAAGUGUCCAGUAAUCCAGAUGUAUUCUGAGAGAGGUUUAACACUAUAUGGGCUCCGUUGAGACAAUGCUGUACAGAAACCGUCCGAGUGGUGCGAGAUGUCUUCUUCCCUUUGCAACUUUGGUUUUAUGGAGUGCCAUUGCCAGAGGAGCCCAGAAAAUAGAUCUAAACACUGAAAAUGCCAUUGCAACAAUCAACCAUUCUUCAAUCCUUAUUGAUCACCUUCAGGGCCUCCUGCACAAUUCCAACUCGAGUGAUAUCACACUGAAGGUCUACACAGGGAAUUCGGAUGAAGUCAAAGUGUUUCACACCCACCACCUUCUCCUUGUCCUUCAGAGUGAUGUCUUUGAGGAUCUCUUGCUGAAUCGAAGUGUUACCACACUCAUUCUACAUGAAACAUCUGAAUGUGCUGUCCUUUUUGAGAACUUACUCAGGUACUUGUACAGUGGUGAAAUCACAAUCCUUUUGAAUCAAGUUAUCCCACUGCAUAAACUAGCCACCAAGUACCACAUUACAGCCUUGCAGCAUGGUAUUCUUGAAUACAUGAGCCAACACCUUGCCAGUGCCUUGCCCCGAGGCCAUGUGGUCAGUUGGUAUCAUUACUCACUCAAAAUAGGUAAUGAAGACCUACAGGAGAGGUGCAAGCGGUUUCUGGCUUGGAACAUGUCCAGCGUCAUUCACAGCCAAGAGUGGCAAACCAUCAGUGACGAUCUGAUGGUCGCCCUGCUUCAACGCUCCGAUCUGGUUGUGGAAAGCGAACUGGAGAUUUAUUAUGCAGUUGAGGAGUGGAUAAAGAAGAACCACCCCGACAUCACAGUAACAGAGACUGUCCUCAAGUCAAUCCGUUACGCCAUGAUCAGCCCGCAGCACUUGUUCCACAUUCAGAAGGAAUCACCCAUCAUGAAUGAGUUUUACAGUUUAGUCCACAACUUACUUUUCCUCACUUUCCAGUUUCAUUCCACCACACCUCUUGUGUUUGCCAAAUAUUUUGAUGUCAACUGUAGCCUCUUUAUACCAAGGAAUUAUCUGUCUAGUUCCUGGGGUUCCCCAUGGGUGAUCAAUAACCCUGCCCGAGAUGAUCGUAGCACCAGCUUCCAAACCCAGCUGACACCCAGUAGCUCUGACAGUGGCAGGAAAGUGACCUGGAAUGCCCUCUUCUCACCGAGGUGGUUGCCCAUCAGCUUCAGGCCCUCAUAUUCAUCGCCAGCGAAUGGAGCAGUACAGGCUUACAGCCCUGAAGAUGGGAGGCCGCGGAUCGUAAUCAACCCAGCUACUAACAGCGUCAACUUCGCAGGAGUCAGCUUCCAGAAGACUAUCUUGGUGAGGGUGAAGCAAGAAGGGAGGUCCUAUGUGAAGCAUGUGUAUAACUUCCACCAAAGCACUGAAGAAACUGGUGACUUCCUCGUCCGGGCCGAUCUCCAAAAACGCUCUUCAGAAUACUUGAUUGACAAUUCCCUUCACCUCCACAUCAUCAUUAAACCCAUUUACCAGUCGCUGAUUAAAGCAAUAAAGUGAUUUCGUUCAGAGGAUGACGUUCAUCCAAAAACAGUCUCAGUAAAUAAAGUCCAGUACGUGCAGAAAAUAGGAAACCCUUAUUGCUUAAUAUACACUGCCUAUACAAAGCAUUCAACCCCUCCCCCCUAGAAGUUUUCACCUUUUGCAGGAAUUACAGCUCAAUUCUGUGGAUAGGUCUCUGUCAGCUUUGCACAUCUGGACACUGCAAUUUUUUUCCUUUCGUCUUUACAAAGCUGCUCAAGCUGUGUCUGAUUGCAUGGGAAUCAUGAGUAAACAGCCCUUUUCAAGCCCAGCCACAAAUUCUCACUUAGUCUCUCCAGGACAUUAACUUUGUUGUUUUUCAGCCAUUCCUGUGUGGCUUUGGCUUUAUGCUUGGGGUCAUUGUCUUGCUGGAAAACAAAUCUUCUCCCAAUUCGCUGUUCCCUUGCAGACUGCAUCAGGUUUUCAUCCAGGAUUUCCCUGUAAUUUGCUGCAUUUUACCCUCUACCUUCACAAGCCUUCCAGAGCCUGCUGCAGUUAAGCAACCCGAGAGCAUGAUGCAGCCGCCACUAUGCUUUAUGGUACGGGUGUUUUUUGAUGAUGUAUGGUGUUUGGCUUACGCCAAAUAUGGCAUUGAGUCUGAUGGCCAAAAAGCUCAAUUUUGGUUUCUACAGAUCAUAGAACCUUCUUCUAGUUGACGUCAGAGUUUCCCACAUGCCUCCUGGAAAACUCUAGCCAAGAGUUCAUUUGAGCUUUUUUCAACAGUGGCUUUCACUUUGCCACUCUCCCACAAAGCUGCAACUAGUGAAGCACCCAAGCAAUAGUUGUAUGCGCAGUCUCUCCCAUCUCAGCCAUUGAAGCUUGUAACUCCUCCAGAGUUGACAUAGGUCUCAUGGUGGCGGCCUCCCUCACUAGUCCCCUUCUUGCAUGGUCACUCAGUUUUUGAGGAUGACUUGCUCAAGGCAGAUUUACAGUUUUGCCAUAUUCUUUCCAUUUCUUGAUGAUUGACUUAACUGUAAUCCAAGAGAUAUUCAGUGACUUGAAAAUUUUCUUGUAUCCAUCUCCUGACUUGUGCUUUUCAAUAACCUUUUCACAGAGUUGCUUGGAGUGUUCCUUUAUCUUCAUGGUGUAGUUUUUGCCAGGAUACUGACUCACCAGCAGUCAGACCUUCCAGAUACAGGUGUAUUUUUGCUAUAAUCAAUUGAAACACUUUGACUGAACACAGAUCUCCAAAAACAGAUCUCCAUUUAACUAAUUACGUGACUUCUAAAACCAAUUGGCUGCACCAGUGAUGAUUUGAUGUGUCAUAUUAAAGGUGGUGAAUAUUUAUGCAAUCAAUUAUUUUGUGUUAUAUAUUUGAUAUUUGUAAUUAAUUUAGAUCACACUGUAGAGAUCUGUUUUCAUAUUGACAUGAAAGAGUCUUUUCAGUGUCAAAAAAAAAUUAAAUCAGCUGUGAUUCAAUGCUGUAAAACGAUAAAGCAUGAAAACUUCUGAAGGGUUGAAUACUUUUUAUAGGCACUUUAUACACUUUAGUAUAAAAGACUCUGUCCCUCUUCGAUGGUUGACUUUCCAAAUAUCCAUAAUUGAUUGUACAUUUUUAGUAUUGAUGUACAAUCUCAUCUACCC
Messenger RNA from Hypanus sabinus (Atlantic stingray), 3464 nucleotides. RefSeq names its product BTB (POZ) domain containing 17b (gene btbd17b). Gene Ontology annotation, molecular function: protein binding. Lineage: Eukaryota; Metazoa; Chordata; Chondrichthyes; Myliobatiformes; Dasyatidae. The record is from RefSeq and is a predicted model, not a curated record. The coding region runs from base 393 to 1859 and encodes 488 amino acids. The transcript is spliced from 4 exons.